This is a messenger RNA of Pogonomyrmex barbatus (red harvester ant), 3084 nucleotides long. RefSeq names its product daughter of sevenless. Gene Ontology annotation, biological process: signal transduction. Gene Ontology annotation, molecular function: signaling adaptor activity. Gene Ontology annotation, cellular component: cytoplasm. The record is from RefSeq and is a predicted model, not a curated record. NCBI's taxonomy places the organism in Eukaryota, Metazoa, Arthropoda, Insecta, Hymenoptera, Formicidae.
AUUCACAUAUCGCAAUUUGUGUCUUUUAUCCACGAAGCUUUCCCAGAACUGAGGCCUGCUCAUUGUUUACGUUCGCCUGGAUUAUCCUUAAGAUACUUCCCCCUUAAUCCGCUAGAGAUGCCAACUCCAGAUUCUGGAGUGUUAUUUGACGUUUAAAAUUCCGAGGAAAACUCGAGCGUUCAUUCCACGGCGAUAAACUUGGUUCUCUCCGCCCGAAAAAUAUCUCGGCCUAACCUAAUUCUAAGAGAAUUCGAAAGAAUUCGCUCGCAAAUGAUUUUUGACUUUUUUGGGGAACUUGCACUUUCGAUGGGGGGAAAAUAUAAUUGUGAUGAAUGAUGUUUAUUGGAACUUUUCUUGGCAAGUAUAUUGCAGUUUCGGUCAAAAAUAAUAGUUUUAACUCUGUAUUUUUUUCCCACCAGCGAUGGAGAAAGCGAUGGUUUGCCCUUCGUCACAGUGGCGAGCUGCCUGGUCAAUAUUUUUUGGAAUAUUAUACAGAUAGGCGCUGUCGUAAACUCAAGGGACGCAUUGAUUUGGAUCAAUGUGAACAGGUGGAUGCAGGUCUUAGAUUUGAAAAUCGCAAACAGAAGUAUCAAUAUAUGUUUAAUGUCAAGACACCUAAACGAAUCUAUUAUUUAGUCGCUGAGAAUGAAACUGAUAUGAACAAAUGGGUGGAUGCGGUUUGUCAAGUUUGUGGUCUGAAGGCAUAUACUCAGGACGACGAACAACAAAUAUUUCAAUAUGAGUCUCAAGAAUCCCCACCAACUUCACCCACUAGCACAAUCUCCGGUCCCUACAUUCCUAUUAGCGAAUGCAUUUCUGGUCGUCGACUCAAUGAUACCAGCUCCUUGAGUUCUGCCCUUGGACAGGGACCCGAGCACUACGAUGCCCCGAGAAAAUUGGCACCUUCACCACCACGAUCACCUACAACGACAGAUGCCGAGAGUGUCUUCACAGAUGAUGAAUGGGCGCCUGUAAUGUCCAUACAUUGGGACACACUUCCAACAGGUGAUUCACGGCAACCUCACGGUUCAGGUGAUCAGGAGAUUGGCUCGUGGAGUGUGAGAAAACGCUUCGGUAAACUUCGGAUCGUCGAUUCCGCAUUGCCACCAGCCAUGGAGAAGUUACCAGCACCGCCAAGGCCACCGAAACCACCCCAUAUGUUACCUGAAAAUCCUGGUCAUAACUAUUUGAACUUAGAUGGUGCCACCGAGAGUUCGAAACCGAGUACCCCGGCGACACCGGCGCCGACGACGCCUGCUGCUGCCGCCGCGACGAUAGCGACGAGUGUCGUGACCGAUGAAUCGUAUGAUUUUCCUAGAUCUCAUCAACCGCAAGCAACGCAAACGACUGUCGAGAGCAGCGCGGCAGCGGUCGAUCAAUCGUCGAAGCACUUUUACUCAAACGCCGCGCCGAGCACUAUCAGUGACGAAACGCAGAAUGUCUUUCGCUAUGAUUUCCACGAGGACGAACCGCCAAGUCCGCGUUCUGAAAACUCGACCACGGCGACGUACUCGAAUCUACCUAGCCCUCUCGUGCGAGAUGGUUGUACAAGCGUACCGACCACCAUGGCACCGCCUCCACCGAUAGUAUAUAGAGAGCUGAAACCUGGUAGGAAAACUAGCGAUUCAAUGUCUAUCAUAAGCAACGAACCAUCACCAGGUCCAACGAUAGUAACGAUGUACGAUGUGAGCUCUGCCGAACACUCUCCGGCUGAACCGCCCAGCAUCAAUAGGAAACUAAAGCCGCCAUUGAAUAAAUCGCCAGUGGAAGCACCUCAUUUACAACUUGCAUCUCCUCCCGGAAGAGGAAGAAUGCGGGCGGCGCCCAGUCCAACGCCUCCAUCACAUAUGCACUCAACACGUCAUCAAUCGACAUCGGACGAAGACAAUAACGCAUUCGAGGAUAAAGAAGAGAUAUACUAUUACCAAGACCACAAUACGUUUAUUCCGGCGUCCAAUCGCUUGGUGGUGCUGCAAUAUCUGGAUCUUGAUUUGAAAACGACAGAGAGCUUUAAUUCUUCGACAUUACCGCCCGCGCCAUCUCUUCCGAGUACGACAGUGUACAAAACCGUGGAUUUCGUCAAAACGGAGGCUUUCAAUCGCACUCGACAGCGAGUAGAGGAAGAGAGAAAAUUAUGCACGGACGAAUUAACGUAGAGAGCGAAUUGUAUUAUACGAAUCAGACGGAUGUUAAAUAGAUUAAAUUCGUAAUGUGUGUGGACUUUUACUAUGUUACGUAAGGACUUUCCUUAUUUUAAGUAUCAAUAUGUUAGAACACAAUAUUGUGAAAAAGUAAUAGAACGAAAGAUGAUAUUUACACAAAGGACGCAGUAUUUACACAAAGAUAACAUCCAUCACUUUUACGAAGUAUCAAUUUAUUCUUUAACAUAACGAUGAUUUGUUUCAUAAAUUGGCUAUGUAAUUAAAAGAGGCAAUUGAAUAUUGAAGUAUUGUACAGCAAUAUAAAAUGGACCAAAAAUAUAAUAUAAAGGGAAGUGAAUGAUAGAAUGACAAGUGCAAGUGCACUCUUGUUAGGAAAUCAUUUUGAAAAGGAAUUUCUCGGUUAAAUCAAGUUGAAGUAUUAUUUAAGUUGUCAAACUUCUCUUAUCUUUGGGUACAAUUGUAGUUUUAUAUACAUAGUUUUAUGUAGGAACAACGUGCGGGGCAUUCUUAUUCUCAACUAUAUGUGCAACGAAUAACUAAAUUUGUAGUAUUGUUCGUUUAAGGAUGUCCUAUUUUUAGCAUUAGAUAUAAAAUGAUACAGAAUAUUUUUUUAUCAUGUCGCAACGAAAUCCGUUUUAUCAAGAUAAUUAGAUGCAGUACUCAUUGCAAAGAUAAUUCGUUACAUGUAUAUUAACAUGAUUGUUAUAUUAACAUGAUCGAAAAUAAUACUGUAUUUUAAUACAUAUUAUAAGUGGCUUUUAAACGAUCAAUGCUAUACAAUCAUAUUGUACGAUAUUGAUCAUUUAGGAACUGCUUUAUAUAGAUUCUUUUAUUAAUCUAAUUUAUAUAUGAUACAUAUAAAUACGUAUUUAUAUGUAGAUUAUAUUGUUGCAUUGAUUAAGAGCAUAAAACUGCAAAAAAA